Molecule: messenger RNA, 1975 nt
Organism: Trifolium pratense (red clover)
Lineage: Eukaryota; Viridiplantae; Streptophyta; Magnoliopsida; Fabales; Fabaceae
Product: probable xyloglucan galactosyltransferase GT14
Exons: 1
Coding region: 12-1649 (545 amino acids)
Molecular function (GO): glycosyltransferase activity
Source: RefSeq, a predicted model, not a curated record
AAACAGUGAAGAUGGACAUAUCAAUGUUGAGGAAGCAGUUGGUUAGAUUCCGGUUUGUGUUACUAAUCACACUCUUUAUUUUUUCUGUGUUCCUACUUUGUCUAGAUUAUUCUUUUUUGACUACCAAUACUACUAGAAUCACAUAUUUAGUUCCCGCUGUCAGGAAUAAUAAUCCAAAGCAAGUAGAGAUAGAGAUAGACAAUACACCCUCAAAUUUUUCUACCAAUUUCAAUGAAAUUAUUUGUUGUAACACUACUUAUAACCAAAAUAGUAGUGUAACCGAUGAAGCCAAAAAUGUUUCUACAAUCCAUGAUGAAGGGAAUAGGAGAAAAUAUAUUAUUAAUUCCCCUCCUCCUUUGAUUCAAGUCAAUGUUGAUAAAGUAUUUACAAUGUUGGCACCAAAAAAAUUAGAUCCUUGUUUAGGCCAAUAUAUCUAUGUUUAUGAUCUUCCCGCUAGAUUUAAUAAGGAUUUGUUGAAAGGGUGUGACACUCUCAUGAAGUGGGAAAAUAUGUGUCCUCACUUAUCAAACUUAGGUUUAGGUACUAAGAUUGUUGAAAAAUCAAAUAAAAAAGUGCUAUCAAAGAAAAAUUGGUAUGCAACAAAUCAAUUUUCACUUGAACUAAUUUUCCACAACACAAUGAAAAAUUACAAGUGCUUAACCAAUGAUUCAUCAUUAGCUUCAGCAAUUUAUGUACCAUACUAUGCUGGUCUUGAUGUUGGCAAAUAUCUUUGGGGAGGUUUCAAUAUUUCAAUAAGAGAUGAAUCACCAAAAGAAUUAAUGAAAUGGUUAUCACAACAACCUCAAUGGAGAAAAAUGUCUGGUAAAGAUCAUUUUAUGGUUGGUGGAAGAAUUAGUUAUGAUUUUAGAAGAAGAAGUGAUGAUAUUGAAGAUUGGGGAACAAAGUUAAUGUUUUUGCCAGAAGCUAGUAACAUGUCAAUUUUGUUAAUUGAAUCAAGUGGUUAUGAGAAUGAAUUUCCAAUUCCAUAUCCAACUUAUUUUCAUCCUAAAAAAGAUGAUGAGAUUAUUAAGUGGCAAAGGAAAAUGAGAAACAAGAAAAGGGAUUAUUUGUUUUCAUUUGCUGGUGCACCAAGACCUAAUUCAACAUCUUCUAUUAGAAAUGAGUUAAUCAAACAAUGUGAAUCUUCUAAGAGUUGCAAACUUGUUGGAUGUUAUUUUGGUCAAAAUAAAAAACAUUGCGGCGAUCCUGUUCAUGUUAUGGAUAUUUUUCAGAAUUCGGUUUUUUGUUUACAACCUCCGGGAGAUUCUUUUACUAGGAGAUCAAUUUUUGAUUCAAUUUUGGCGGGUUGUAUACCAGUUUUCUUUCAUCCACAAUCAGCAUACAAACAAUAUUUGUGGCAUUUACCUAAAAAAGGUUCUAGCUACUCAGUUUUCAUACCUGAAAUAGAUGUCAAGAGGAAGAAGGUAAUGAUUAACAAGACAUUGCUCAAUGUGUCAAAAAGUGAGGUGUUGGCUAUGAGAGAGGAGAUUAUAAGAAUUAUUCCAAGAAUUUUGUAUCGAUAUCCAAAUUCUAGAUUAGAGACACUUGAAGAUGCAUUUGAUGUAGCUGUUAAAGGAAUUCUUGGAAGAAUUGAAGCAAUGAGAAGAAAGAUUACAAAUUCUUAUCAUGCAAAAGUUGUUGCUGUUUAACAAUUGCAUUUUCUUUUCGGUAAUUUUAUCUUGAGAUUAGGCACAUUCUUUAAUUAAGAUUUAUAUCUCUUUGAUUUUUAUUUGGGUUUUGACCUUAUGAUUUACUUUGUUGAAAUUUCACCGAGUGAUUAGUUCACAUCGAUUAUGAAUGAUAUAUAUAUAAUCUCACGUUUCUUAUUUUUUUGCUGUCAUUUUUGCGCAUGGAUUUACUAAUGCUUUUUGUGAGAGAGGAAUUUUUUUUGGACAGGAAAGAGAAGAUAUAUUUUUAACAAAAAUAAUAAAUUGGGUUGCUUUGUGUUUUAACUUUGGGAACUGCAGUGAAAUUC